CUUGCCAACGAGAACACCAGCGGAAGUAAAUAGUCGCCAUGGCGUGUUAGCUAGUGAGAGGGGAUAAAGUAGCAAGUUAAGCGUGGGUGCUCCAUUAAGUUUAACGGAGAAGAAACAUUUACAACCUUCAGGUUUAGUUGGUUGGAUGUUGGUAAAUAAAAGACUCACCACGUCUGCAUCUCCAUUAAAAUACAACACGAGAGUCGAGUGACCGUUCGGCACGUUCGAGGCCUGGAAAGACGCAUGCUAGCGUAGCUCAGUUAGCCACCGUUAACGCGGCUGUUCGGCUAACGGCGUUUUGUAGCACCACAGCCGAGCCGAAGACCACUGAAGUGGUUCGUUUCCCCAGCUGAUGUCGGCUGUCCUAUCAAACAGAUAAGCAGUGUCAACCCCAGCUGGCGUUAACUCUGGCCGUGGUGGAGGGAAAGUUCGGCUGGAUCUAAAAUGAUCAUUGAAAACCUUGAUGCCUUGAAAACAUGGCUGUCUGAAACCCUCGAGCCCAUCUGUGAUGCAGACCCCUCUGCCCUGGCUAAGUAUGUUGUUGCUCUGGUGAAGAAAGACAAAACUGAGAAGGAACUUAAAGCCCUAUGUAUAGACCAGUUGGAUGUAUUUCUCCAGAAAGAGACCCAGCCAUUUGUGGAUAAGCUGUUUGAAGCCAUUAACAACAAAAACUACCUCCCGCCGCCAGAUCAACCAUCCUCUCUGAUCAAAGUUGAGAAGGAUGAGCCGAAAAAAGAUGAGACAAACCGCGAAGACGAACGGGAGAAGAAGUUUCCUCGGAGGGUGAAUCACAGUCCACCCCAAUCAAGUUCUCGUUACAGCAGAGAUAUCAGGAGAGGAGAUGAUCGUAAGAGAGACGACCGCUCUAGAAAGAGGGAAUAUGACCGCAUUCCACCACGGAGGGACUCGUACCGCGAUCGCUUCAACCGCAGGAGAGGCCGCAGUUACAGUCGUAGCCGCAGCCGCAGUUGGAGCAAAGAUCACAUCCGAGAACGCGACCGAGAAAGGGAUAGGGAUAGAGACAGGGACAGGGACCGGGACAGGGAUCGAGAUCGCAGCAGGAGCCGGUCACACAGCAGAACUCGGUCUGGAAGCAGGAGUAGAGAACGAGAUUCUGGAAAGUUGAAGUUUGAUCACGAUCGAGUGGACAGGCCAGAGAAUGCUGAUUGCUUUACCCCAGCAGCUCUAGUCCCCACUGCAACCACUUCACAUUUCCCUGUGCCAACACUGAGCAGCACCAUUACAGUCAUUGCCCCCACACAUCAUCAUAGCAACAAUACCCCUGAGAGUUGGUCAGACUUCCGCCCUGGGCAACCUGUGGAUCGUGGCCUUUUUAAUAGAGGACCCCCCCCUCAACAGAGGAAGCGAUGCCGUGACUAUGAUGAAAAGGGCUUCUGCAUGAGAGGGGACAUGUGUCCUUUCGACCAUGGAAGUGACCCAGUUGUCGUGGAGGAUGUCAAUUUGCCCAACAUGCUGCCCUUCCAACCUCCACCAAUCCCAGGUGGCGACGCACCACCGCCCCCAGGCCCCCCACCACCUCUUAUGAACCCCCCACCCGUGAACCUGCGGCCCCCUGGACUCCCACCAGGUUCCCUCCCACCCAGCCUUCCACCUGUUGCAGGUCCUCCUCCUCCACUUCCUCCUCUGCAACCGUCAGGGAUGGAUGCUCCUCCCAAUUCCAUGACCAGCUCUGUUCCCACCAUUGUCACCUCUGGGAUGCGCUCCUCACUUCCCCAGGCCCCAGUGCCCCGCUUCACCUCUGACCACUAUGAGACAGAUGUGUAUAAUCCUGAGGCUCCCAGCAUCACCAAUACCUCCAGGCCAAUCUACCGCCAUCGGGUCAGUGCCCAGAGACCUAACCUGAUUGGCCUCACAAUGGGAGAAGUGGACCAGCCACCAAGAGACAAGGUCCCGAACAACAGCAUGAGGAUCGUUAUGGAAUCGGAUUUGAGGAAGAGACCACCCGUCUCUCAUGAUGGAGGCCUUCCCUUGAAAAAACCUUGGUUUGACAAGCCCAACUUUAACAAACCCAACCACCAGGGCUACCACACAAGAGUCCCAUUCUCCCCAAACACCAAGCUGCUGGUUCGUCAAAUUCCUCCCGAGCUCAACAACAUCAGCAAACUCAAUGACCAUUUCAGCAAGUUUGGCACCAUUGUCAACCUACAGGUGGCCUUCCAGAAUGACCCAGAAGGGGCACUGAUCCAGUUUGCCUCCCCACACGAGGCCAAGCAGGCUAUGCAAAGCACAGAGGCUGUUCUCAACAACCGCUUCAUCAGGGUGCACUGGUUUCGUGAUGAUGGGACUGAUGGCCAGUCUAUCUCACAGCAGCACCCUCAGCAACAGACGGACAUGCAGGCCUCAGACGUGUUUCUUAAGCAGUCUGUCAAAGAUCGCCUUGGACCCCUGCUCAAUGCAAACUCUGAGCCAUCACAAGAUUCCAGUGUCGCCUCUCAGCAGAAUCCCUCAAAGGUGUCGGUGAAGGACCGUUUGGGGUUCUCUGCCAAACCAGCAGCUCCUAUUGAAAAAGUGUUUUCUACAUCGAUGGGCCUCACAAAGACUGUAUACAAUCCUGAUGCCCUGAAGGCAGCCCAGAAAAACUCAGAGGAAGCCCUGAAAAAUAAACAGGAAGCUCUAAGACUACAGCAGGAUGUAAGAAAAAAGAAGCAGGAAAUAUUGGAGAAGCACAUUGAGACACAGAAGCUCCUGAUAUCUAAACUUGAGAAGAACAAAACAAUGAAGGCAGAGGAUAAAGCCAAGAUCAUGGAAACUUUAGGCAUGCUAACCAAGAGCAUCACCAAACUUCAAGAGGAGAUAAAGGGAAUCUCAGGCAGCAACAACCAGCUACGCACAUCCAAGACCAGGGCACAGGCACAGAAGGAACUGCUGGACGCGGAGCUGGACCUGUACAAGAAGACCCAGGCCGGAGAGGACAUUGCUUUGUUGAAAAUAAAGUACACGCAGCUGCAAAUUGAGGCGGCUAGAAGGGGGAUCCUGUCUCCCGGAAGAGGCCGGGGGGUCCACGCUCGGGGCCGUGGUGCUCUCAGGGCCCGGGGACGGGGCUCCAGAGGACGGGGAAGAGGUGUGUCGCUGCAUGCAGUCGUGGACCAUCGGCCGAGAGCGGUGGAGAUUUUUGGAUUCACUGAGGCAGACCAUGUGGACCUGCUGCCACACUUUGCUCAAUUUGGAGAGAUUGAAGAUUGCCAGAUUGAUGGAAACAACCUGUCUGCAGUCAUCACUUUCAAGACCAGAGCAGAGGCAGAACAGGCGGCGCUUCAUGGAGUGAGGUUCAACAACCAGACUUUGCGUCUGGCCUGGCAUAAAGUGGUCAAGACUCUCAGUGCUGCGGAUGCUGAUGACGCUGAACCAGAGGAAGAUGAGUACCCAGAGGGGUCGCUGAGUGACGAUGCAUUGCUGCAGGAUGAUGACGAGGAAGAAGACGACAACGAGCCUCGCUCUUGGCGCAGAUGAAGAUCAGUUGGACGCUCUUCCCUGGAUACAUUGGUUUGGAAGAAGAGCAGCAUUCCAGCAAAUUAAAAAGAUUUCAAUGCCUGUUCAUAAACAAACAAGGCACAUUUUACUUUGGCUAGACUUUUUUUUUUUUUCCAUUCAAAUGUGUAACUUGCAGAAGAACCAUGUACGAGUUUGAUUAUUUUUAAUGCGUAUACCAGAUGCCACAAUGGUGAAUUUUUUAAUGCUCUUAAUGUAGACAUUAUUUUUUGUUUUUGUUAUUUCGUUUCACAAAACGUAGAAUUAGUCUGGACAUGUGACAGCUGAUCACACCUGUUGUUGAACUCUUAGUUUAAGAAAAAAAAAAAAACCUGUGUUGUAAUUGAAUGACUGUAGCUUUUGCAGAAAGGUUAGGUAGGUUGACUGGUUUAAAUGCUCAUGUGUAAAUAUUUUAUGUCUGGGUUCAAAUGAUUUGUAUGAAAGCUUGGCUUCUCAGUUCUUGGCUUAACUUUGGAUUGUACAAAAAAUAAAGAAUUGAAAUGGUCUGAAAACAUCCUGCCACAAAAAAAAUGAAAACACAAAAAAAAGAAGAAGAAAUUAUAUGGCAGUGAAAAAAAA
Molecule: messenger RNA, 4068 nt
Organism: Cyclopterus lumpus (lumpfish)
Lineage: Eukaryota; Metazoa; Chordata; Actinopteri; Perciformes; Cyclopteridae
Gene: rbm26
Product: RNA binding motif protein 26
Exons: 22
Coding region: 445-3471 (1008 amino acids)
Biological process (GO): mRNA processing
Cellular component (GO): nucleus
Molecular function (GO): metal ion binding; RNA binding
Source: RefSeq, a predicted model, not a curated record